Molecule: messenger RNA, 386 nt
Organism: Leucoraja erinaceus (little skate)
Lineage: Eukaryota; Metazoa; Chordata; Chondrichthyes; Rajiformes; Rajidae
Product: mannan-binding lectin serine protease 1-like
Exons: 4
Source: RefSeq, a predicted model, not a curated record
CCCCCGCCACGUUCCCCACAGGCUGACACAGAGAGAGAGAGAGACAGAGAGAAGACAGCAUGCGGUCCCAUUCAUUUCUAUUCCUGGCGCUGUGCUCCGGACUUAUUGUGGAGAUUAUCACCGCGACCAGCGAACCCCUGCUGUCUCCAUUAUCCUGUUUCGCACCCACCAACAUUGAACAUGGCCACUACCACUAUGAGACCCAUGAAGGUGAGAAUGAGUCCGGGGCCGUGAUCAGAUAUGUUUGUGACCAACCAUUCUGGAAGCUACCUCAGGAGGACCACGGAAUCUAUGUAUGCUCGUGUAGUCAUCAUUGGGAGAACACGGUACUUGGUUACACACUUCCAACUUGUGUGAAAGGUAAAAUGGGGAGGGGCAGGCGCACU